AUGCCCACAAGUGACGACAGGAGGCGGCCUGCCGCCCUCAACCUCCAGCCCGUGCGCUCAUCAUCCACAGAUUCCUCCUCCUCCUCCUCCUCCUCCACAUCCUCAAUAGGCAAGCCACCAAGGACACCGCGCUUUGCCGAGGCCACCAGCAUCCACUCGCCCGUCGAGUCCACCGGCGAUGGCUUUGGCGACAGGACCGUCCCCCCCCAGUCACAACCCGGCGACAUCGGCUUCGGCUACAUCAGCAACAACAACAGGGAGUCCGCAGCCGUGCCAAUGAGCCCGAGGUCGCCGCUCAAGAGUGCCAUGAGGGCCCCCGGCACCCCCGGCCGCGCCCUCAACCCCCUCAGCCCUACCUUCCGCGAGGAGCAGCUGCUCGAGAAGCGCGAGGAGUCGACCGAGAAGGAGCAGGCCAAGGACCUGAAAGUCAAGACUCGUGUGCGGCUCGCAAAGGUGGCACUGCGGAGCGUCAACUUCAGCUGCAGCCUGAUUGUCAUGGCCAUGCUCGGCACCUCCUUCGCCAUCUUCAACGCCACCAAGGCCCUCCCCGCCCAGAACAACCUCCCGGCCUGGGCAACAAACACGAGCAUCUGGCCACAGUGCCUCGUGCUCGCCGCCUCGUGCCUGUCUCUGCUCAUAUGCAUCCUUGUCUUUGUCGGCUACUGCCGCGGCGGCCACAGGAGGGCCGAGAAGGUCGGCGUCUACUACACCCUCUUCGCCGUCGGCUGGUUCAUCGUGAGCAUGGUCAUGUGGGUCCUCGCCAUCGCCGUCCUGCAGAACUCGAGGAACAACAGCAACAACAAGGACAUGUGGGGCUGGUCUUGUGUCAAGAACACCCGGUCCCAGCUCUUCUCCAGCCAGGUCGACUACGCCCUCGUUUGCAGGCUUCAGAACUGGUCCCUGAUCUGCAUGAUCAUCGAGGUCGUCAUCGAGGUCAUCUCCAUCACCCUCUACUCGGUCGUCUUCUACCGCUACCACACCAAGAGGAAGCUCAUGAAGUCCAUGGACAUGAGGGACAAGGCUCGCUCCGACCUCUACCUCGCCCAGCUCCGGUCCCAGUCAGCCCCCAACACCCCGGGCUUCGGCCCAAAGUCCCCCGGCUUCGCGUCCUUCUACGGCCCAAAGUCGCCGGGCAUGUACUCGCAGCACACCAUGUCCCCACGCCUCCCACCCUCGGCCGCGUUCCGCUCCCUGGGCGACAUCGAGGAGGGCAACCCCUUCACGCCAGGCGGGCGACACGUGCCCGAGCCCGCAAGCACAUUCGCCGCCAAGGCCGAAAAGCCCUUCAAGCUUCAGGCGCCCCCCGUCAAGGCACCCAGCGCCACCCCCAAGACCAGUGCUAAGGAGUCCUUCUCGCCGGUUGAGGGCACCAGCCCCACGUCUUGGCCAGCCUCCUCGACGCCGCCACCGAGCCUCCCGUCAAUCACCAUCAACGAGCAUGGCCACGGGCCUUCAUCGGCGGACGAGCCAGUGUACGAGAGUGUGCCGAUUCCAGGGGCUUAUGCCGGGCAGGCGGUCAAGAGCCCCCCGCCCGUUCAGACCACAUUCAACCUGAGGUAG
This is a messenger RNA of Diaporthe batatas, 1560 nucleotides long. RefSeq lists its product as uncharacterized. Lineage: Eukaryota; Fungi; Ascomycota; Sordariomycetes; Diaporthales; Diaporthaceae. The transcript is spliced from 3 exons. The record is from RefSeq and is a predicted model, not a curated record. The coding region runs from base 1 to 1560 and encodes 519 amino acids.